GUAACGCCACUGUGCGCUAUAUUUUCACUCCAUGGCGGAGGAUGGCGCUGUUAGAGAGGACAGACAUCCGUCAGCCAGCAGGACACCUUCAGCACGUUUCACAACAUCCAGCUGCAUGAACACAUUCAGAGGAAUGAGCUGCGUGUUUUCUAACAGAGCUCGCAUGAAGCUGCUCGCUGCAGCUUUCACCUCCUGCAGAUGUUUCCACGCUGAACAGGUAAGACUUGAAUCCAGCGGGCUUCCCAUUAUUCAUCACAGCCAGUAUGUGUGUGACCUCCCAGACAAGCACAGGUUCCCCAUGAACAAGUUCCCCCGAGUUUUCCACUUUCUACUCAAAGAUCAGGUGAUCACAGAGAAACAGGUGUGGUACCCUGAAAUAGCCUCUAAAGAUUUACUCAGCUGUGCGCACACAGAGGAAUACUUGGACAACUUCAUUAACGGGAAUGUAAAUGAGCAAGAACAAAGGAGGACGGGUUUCUCCUGGAGCGAAGGCCUGGUGAGACGCUGUCGAUAUGAAACAGGUGGGACCGUUCUGGCUGCUCAGGUCGCUCUGCAGAGAGGACUGGCCUGCAGCACAGCAGGAGGAACACAUCACGCUUUCCCAAGCUUUGGUUCAGGGUUUUGUCUCCUCAAUGACUUGGCAGUUACAGCCAAAUACCUGAUCUCCUCACCUAAAAGGAAGGUUCUGAUUGUGGAUCUAGAUGUGCAUCAGGGUGACGGCACUGCUUUCAUUUUCAAAGAGGAACCGUGUGUCUUUACAUUCUCGGUGCAUUGUGGGAAAAACUUCCCCCUCCGUAAACAACAGAGUGACCUAGAUAUCAGCGUGGAGGUUGGGUUGGAAGACAAGGAGUACCUCUCUACAGUGGAGGCUCACCUUCCAUGGCUGCUGGAGACUUUUCGUCCAGACCUGGUGCUGUACGACGCCGGUGUCGACCCUCAUUGGGAAGAUGAACUCGGGAAGCUCCGUCUGACCGAUCGAGGGCUGUUUCAGAGAGAUCUGUAUGUGAUGAAGAGCGUGGUGAGCAGGGGUGUUCCUGUCGCCGCUGUGAUUGGAGGAGGAUACUCGAGAGACAUCGACAAACUGGCCCUCCGACACUCCAUCCUACAUAGAGCAGCAGCUCAGGUGUGGAGGGAGUGUGGAAUGUAAAACCUUUCAUACUGUAAGUCAAGAGGACCAUCACAUCCCAACUGAGACAAUGCCAAUACUGAAGUUUGGGAAUAAAAGAAACCUGUUUUAUAUACUGUAUAUUUAUAUGAUAUAAAAUGUGGAUUGCUAACAAAUGUUUCUGAGCCUUUGUUAUAUUGGACAGGAUAUUUGUAGUAGUUAUAUAAUUGUCCAUCCAGUGUAUGAAGUGAGCUCUACUCAGAAUAUUUUUAGUGCUCAUAAGAUAAGAUAAGAUAAGAUAAUACUUUAUUGAUCCCACAACAGGGAAAUUUACUUAUUACAGCAGCGAAAAAAUAGAAACCAAGGAGGGAAACACAAGUGUACAUAUUUACAAAAAGUACUAGAGUAUAAUAUGAUCAUGCAAAUGGCUCUAAAAUACUGUAUGUCAUAUGUCGGCUGAAGAGAUGAUUUAAGAAGAUGUUAAACUUUUUUUUACCUCAUCAAGAUAUUGCAUCAGCAGUAACUGUGCAACUAUUAAAUAUAAUGUUAUUGAACUUUAUCAUUUGUGGUGGUCUGAUGCACUAAAUAACACCUACCAAAUAAUUUCAGGCGUCAUUCGUGAACAAAAAUAUUUAAUGAGGAAAAACAAACAUCAGCUCACAUCAGACAUUAAGGUACCAGUGUCACGUCAGAACAAGCACAGUUGGUCCACUCAUACUGCAUUGAUAAGGUUGGGUACUGUCCUUGGCACAAUGGGUACAGAUAACCAGUAUGUUUCAAGUUUCACCUAUUUCUAUGUCAUCCACUGACCUCAAGCAGCAACAUAUUAGUGGUACAGUGCAAUGUUUAUUCACAGUAUAUGAGGCAGUCGAUUUUCUCCCGAAACAUACCAGUGGUACGGUUCAGCUUGUUACGUCAACAAGACGAGACAGUAUACAACUAUUACAGACACCAAGCACGCACACACACACGCAUACAAACUGGGCAACACGUUCUUUGAAACACAACAAGCAAAUGCACAAAUGUUUUGGAAGAUAUUCUGCACAACUUUUCAGUGUUAUGAUAGAUUACAUAUGAGCAGUUUAAGAAGUCCGUCACAGAUGCUUGCUUCAAGAACGUGCGGUUGUAAAAACAGGCAGACAAAAAAACAA
This is a messenger RNA of Larimichthys crocea (large yellow croaker), 2256 nucleotides long. RefSeq names its product histone deacetylase 12 (gene hdac12). Gene Ontology annotation, biological process: epigenetic regulation of gene expression. Lineage: Eukaryota; Metazoa; Chordata; Actinopteri; Sciaenidae. Gene Ontology annotation, molecular function: histone deacetylase activity. Bases 32 to 1147 code for a protein of 371 amino acids. The transcript is spliced from 8 exons. The record is from RefSeq and is a predicted model, not a curated record.